Molecule: messenger RNA, 2465 nt
Organism: Drosophila biarmipes
Lineage: Eukaryota; Metazoa; Arthropoda; Insecta; Diptera; Drosophilidae
Gene: laf
Exons: 3
Coding region: 51-2384 (777 amino acids)
Source: RefSeq, a predicted model, not a curated record
UUGAUUCCCAUUCCCCCUUGAGCUACACUUUAGAAGAGGUUCGACUAGAAAUGCACAAGCAGAGCUCCACCAGCGUUUCGGCCAUGGAUCAGGAUGAAGCUGACUCUGGUGACAGGAAUAUUUGCCGAAAUAAAGUUCCCAAGAAAUGGAGAAGUUUCCCCUCCAAAGAGAACUCCUCUAGGAAGUGUUACAGUCGCUCUGACCUAUCCGAAGAAGCGUUUAUCGAGGACCAGCAUUCUUCAGGCCCCAGUUACUUCAUGAACGCAAAGGGGAUUUCCUCUCAAAGAACCAAUACUCAUAGUAAGCAUUCGAAAGAAGAACACUGUUUGGAGGGAGAGCUCGAGCACAUUCCCAAGGAUACAGAAUACCAUUCAAGUGAUCAGAACGAGAGACAGUCCCUGACCCAGCCAAGUCCAGAAUCGACUGACCGCUCCAAGAGCUUUAGCCAGAUCUAUAGCGAAAUCUUCGAGGAGUCUAAGGAACGGCAACAAAAGGCAGAGUGGGCUUGUCGGGCCUUCAAAAUUAGCCAAUCUAAACUGCACAGGACUCUUGAGGGAUCUAGGUCUAGAGGACCGGCAAGUUCAAACUGCGACGGCGACAGCAGUCUGGAAUCUGAGUACUCCAGUAAUGUGGAAGGGAUAUCCUAUGAACUUGACUACCUAUCUAUAGGCAAGUCCGAUAUAAAGAAAUCCUCAACUAGCGACAAGAGCUCUUUUAAAGCAUCGAAAGAGCCAUUGAAGCAAGGAGUAAAUCAAACAAAAGACUUUAGAUUAAAACGUUCCCAAAUACCUUUGAAUAAGACAGAACUAAGAGGACGAAGCAGUUUUAAGGGAAGGCAAGAGCCUAGGAGUUCCUACUUGUAUCGAUCGAAAAAUAAAUGUUGCGAAGAUUCCUUGGCAUAUAUAGAGAGGUCAUGCGUAUGUGCACAAGAGACUUCGGUUUGUAGUCUUUGCUCUGGUUAUUCCAGAUCAAUAAAAUAUCGCUAUGAGGGACACAGCACGGAGUUGACUGAUGAACGCGAUUACCCUGCAGACCGCAGAAGUGAAGUCCCAACAACUGCGACAUCACAAUCUCGCUCGCGAGGAGAUUAUCUUUCGAGCUGCAGCACACGCCAUCGUCAUCAUCAUCAUUAUCGUCGCCAGAGAAGUGUGCCCAAGACGUAUCAAGAUCGUGCAAAUAGUCCCAUUAAUAUCAAGACGAGGCGCAAAACGCACGACAUCGAAGUUGGCACCGACCAAGUGAGGGAGGGUUUGCUUGGCAGAUCAAGUGCCUCUGUCGGGGUGCAAUAUCCCAGUGAAGAUGAGACCGAGGACUGGAAUGGCGAAAGGCCUGGUAGUUCUCUAAAUACGGAGCGUGGUGACCCAAAUGAGUCGGAAAUUCAUGAAGAUACUUGGUUGAGCGAUAACGAAGAGAAAGGAUCAAGCCUCAAUAAGCUUCCCAGUGGGUAUGAUGAAAGUCUAAUGGUGGAAGGGGAAUCAGAUGUUCACAACACCGACCUAGCCGAUGAUUACCGUAGUGCUACCAUAGGAGACGCAGUUCAAGUUCCAUACGAUCUUGAUGAAUAUUCUACCUUUGAGGAACUAAGUUAUGCAGUUAGUGUUAAAUACCCGAAAAAAGGCGAAGAAUAUAUUGGUGAAAGUAGCAACGACGAUGGAAGCGAAUACCUUUCCGAUGACUAUGAUGACACGGCCAACAGAAAGGAAGGCUGCGCUGAACAUCAACACGGCCAACCCGCGGACAAUAGCUAUUUAGAAGACGAUCAAAAAUUGAGCAAUGAAGAUGGGAAUGAUGAACCUUCAUGUAAAGUUGCUAAAUCGAAAAGCUUUCUCAGCCUGAAGAUAUACGACGCCGAUGAGGCCCUGUUGGAGGUUCCAAAGGACUUUGAAGGUCCUGCGAUAUUUCUGGAUGACGAUGCCGACUUCUUGGACAUCACGUUGACCGAUGAUGAGGAGAAGAUCCGUGCUAAGUUGAUGGCAGCAGCGUUGACUACCAAGAAGAGUACGCCUUCCUUGAGUGCCGAAAGAAGUCUGCAGACCCGCAGGUCUACUGAGCCUAGCGUAUUGAGCUACAAGCCCAGUGUGAUCUUCACCCGCCGAUCGGAGGUGGUCGAUGACUGCUAUGUUCCCAAGCGAAACGAUCGCGUAGCUCUUCUGGCCGAGAAAUUAUUAAACAGCUUGAGCGAAUCCCCCCCUGGGGAAAGGGGCAGGCAACCGCCGGCUGAUGAGCGGGCUUUUGCAGACUUCAAGUCUCAAGCCUUGGAAGAGAGGGAGCCGCCCAGAAAAAGGUUUGAGCUGCCUCUUUGCACGGAUCGUCAGUUGCUGUCAGAGGAGUUCAACAGAAGGGUGAAGCGUCAACUCAAAGUAAUUGGGGACAAUUUUCGAUAAAUUGUAUGGGAGCAUAUAUAUUUUGUAUUUCCAAUUUCGAAUUCAGUUACGUCGAAUAUAACACGAAGCUUGUUCACAGCA